This is a messenger RNA of Coccinella septempunctata (seven-spotted ladybird), 715 nucleotides long. RefSeq lists its product as uncharacterized. The coding region runs from base 121 to 519 and encodes 132 amino acids. NCBI's taxonomy places the organism in Eukaryota, Metazoa, Arthropoda, Insecta, Coleoptera, Coccinellidae. The record is from RefSeq and is a predicted model, not a curated record. The transcript is spliced from 3 exons.
GGAAAGAAGGUUAGCGCGAGACCGAACCCAUCCCAUCCCCGGAUAUCAGCUCGAAAUGAACGCGAUAUAACCCUCUAGAACAAUACGGCUGUCGCCUCAAGAUCCUUCGCUCGCGUGAGAAUGAUCCCCAGUCGCGGACCCGCGGAAUUUUCGGCAGUUGUCCUUGGCAGUGAACCGAACCGGUGCAUCUCGUGGAGCGGAGGAGAUCCGACUCGACCUUGGCCUUCGCCGAGAUGCUGCACGUCGUCUGGAGUUCCAGUUUUUUCCUUUUGCCCCGCUGCUUCACUUUCGUCGACGACGUUGUUGUUGGCGGAUUUUUUAUUUGUUAUGUUGGAGAGAAUUGACAAGGACAAUGGAUUCCCAAAGAUGCAGCUUUCGGCCGUCACGCUGUGCCCGGGCAGCGGCCCACAGGAGUGGUGCCGAACAUCGGGUCGGCACACAAAAGCUUCUAGCACAAGAUUCGCAAGGUCCACUGGAAUGUCCAGGCGACCCUACGUGUCCCAAAUCACCACCCACUGAGUGCGGUUUAGCCCCGAGGGCACCAGACCGCAACCCUCCCUUCAACGUGGAGAGACUGCACUGAGCCUGGCCGAUUUUUUAAUAGAUCUUUAUUCACCCCAUUAGCACGUGAGGCACUGAUGAAAACUGGGCUUUUCCAGGAACUCGCUGAAUUGAAGAGGAUAUACGAUGAUGGGUGGAGUGUACAUUACGUAAA